This is a messenger RNA of Clonostachys rhizophaga, 1212 nucleotides long. Lineage: Eukaryota; Fungi; Ascomycota; Sordariomycetes; Hypocreales; Bionectriaceae. The record is from the annotation of a GenBank genome assembly.
AUGCGUACUUCAUUCUUGACUAUCCUCCUGCUGCAAGGCACCUCUGUAGCCCUCGCCCAGCCAACCACUUCCGAGGUCAUCCAGGCCAGUGAUGAGAUAUCUCUGCUAGCUGGCCAGGCUUUCCAAGAAGCUCAAGCCCAAGUCAAUGAAGCCGGUUUAGAGAAGCGAAGAAGCCAUUGCUCUUGGAAGAACAUUCGGAUUCGAAGGGAGUGGGGCACCCUAUCCAGAAAGGAACGCAAGUCCUACAUCGACGCAGUCAAGUGUCUCCAGAGCAAGCCUGCCAGGACUCCCGCCGACGUCGCCCCUGGUGCCAAGACUCGCUUCGACGACUAUGUGGCCACUCACAUCAACCAGACCUUGAACAUCCACUACACAGGCAACUUCCUGACAUGGCACCGUUACUUCACCUGGGUGUAUGAGGAAGCGCUCAGGAAUGAGUGUGGCUACAAGAGUACACAGCCUUAUUGGGACUGGGCCAAGACUGCCGCCACUGGCCUGACAAGCUCUCCCAUCUUUGAUGGUUCUGACACUUCCAUGUCCGGAGAUGGCGCUUAUGAAGGCUCCCGCGAGGAUAUCAUCCUUGGAAAAAACCAACCCGGACUUACCCCAAUACAUCUCCCUACGGGAAACGGUGGUGGCUGCGUAAAGUCGGGUCCCUUCAAAUCUAUGAGUGUGAAUCUCGGUCCUAUCUCUCUGGACAGACCUGGCGGCGAGACAAUCACCAACCCCAAUGGACCCCUUUCAUACAACCCCCGCUGCCUCAAACGCGAUCUCAGUUCCGAGGUCAACCGCCGCUAUUCCAAUGCCUCUUCCAUCCUCUCCAACAUCCUCAAGCCCCAGAAUGUCGCCGACUUCCAGUUGCAGAUACAAGGCAAGCCUGGAACCGGCACCAUUGGCAUCCACGGUGGCGGUCACUACUCCCUUGGAGGUGACCCAGGCCGUGACGUCUUUACCUCUCCCGGCGAUCCUGCCUUCUACCUGCACCACUCCAUGCUCGAUCGUGUCUGGUGGAUCUGGCAAAUGCUUGACCCCAAGAAGCGCGUCUUCAGCGACUCGGCCAUCUCCGGCACGAACACCUUCCUCGACUCUCCCCCCAGCGCCAAUACCACCCUGGACGACUAUGUCGACUUCUUCUACGCAGGUGGAACUCCUACCAAAAUUCGCGAUCUGUUGAGCACUGUUCAUGGUCCUUUCUGUUACGUAUACUUGUAA